UUUUUUAAAUUCUGUAGAAGUUUAUCUACAAGAAAUAGAGUUUUAACAUUCAUUUCCACAUGAAUUUAGUGUUCUAGUGCAUUUCUGAAAACUUUAACGACCUUCACACUCACAACUAUCCAACAGACAUUCCAGUGCUGGCACGUGUUGAUUCGCACGGGUGGAGCUGGUAGGGGUUUUUCAAACACUCGACUUGUUCUGGAUUCGAUACCCAAAGGAUUUUGGUAAGGACAAAUACGGGAGAGAGAAUGGUGUUGACGGAGAACGAGUUGCUCAUGGCGAUUACCAAGUCCCAAUCGGACAGGCGAAUUCGGUUUGCACUGUCCACGCGUCGAAAGACGGCAAACUUCAGUGAACAGGCUGCUUGCGAUAGAGAGAUCCAACGUUACUUAUCUCGCAAAGGAACGGCGGCUUAUCGAUUCAACUGUUGUGUUGUCCACCAGCCAUGGCGCUUCAAUCAGAUAACAGCAACGAUUGAUCACGGAUGGGACGAAUUCGGACCGACUAACGAAUCGCUUCACGCUAUUUACCGCACCUUACCAUUUUAUGAACAACCAAACAAAGAUGCGUUCUGCAACGAGCAGAUCAAUGAUUUGAACAGGAACGCGAACAGGAACGAGCCUAGGGUCAAUAGAAACCUUGUAAUCGAGUAUGACUCGGAUAAACCGAAAGGCGAAACAAGCUGGGGUGUGCGCCUUCUUAGCUGUAUCUUCGCGUGAACGACAUGUUUCCAAGCAACAAAUCUUUAAAAUUAUUCCUCGUUGUCGUACACGCUGUGGUAUAUAACCAUUAAAUUUUGUUUGUUUUUCUGUAUUUUACACGCGUCCCAAAAUAAAGAUAUUCCCCUAGUAGAA
Messenger RNA from Daphnia carinata, 854 nucleotides. RefSeq lists its product as uncharacterized. The record is from RefSeq and is a predicted model, not a curated record. NCBI's taxonomy places the organism in Eukaryota, Metazoa, Arthropoda, Branchiopoda, Diplostraca, Daphniidae. Bases 249 to 719 code for a protein of 156 amino acids. The transcript is spliced from 4 exons.